AAGCUUGUCCCGUCUAUACGGAAAGCAAACAAUACUUUUACAAUAUUAUAAGUUGAUACCCGAUAUACACAGCCGACACUUGUGGAAAAGCUUUGGCAGAACGAGGUCGGGAUUAAGAAACUAAAAUGGCUGACCAGCUCACAGAAGAACAAAUCGCUGAGUUCAAGGAGGCGUUCAGCCUGUUUGACAAGGACGGAGAUGGAACCAUUACCACCAAGGAGCUGGGCACCGUCAUGAGGUCUCUUGGACAGAACCCGACCGAAGCGGAGCUACAGGACAUGAUAAAUGAGGUGGAUGCUGAUGGAAAUGGAACAAUCGACUUCCCCGAGUUCCUGACGAUGAUGGCGCGGAAGAUGAAGGACUCCGACAGCGAAGAGGAGCUGAAAGAGGCAUUCAAGGUCUUCGACAAGGACGGCAACGGAUUUAUCAGUGCUGCUGAGCUGCGUCAUGUGAUGACAAAUCUCGGGGAGAAGUUGACGGACGAAGAGGUGGACGAGAUGAUCCGGGAAGCGGACAUUGACGGGGAUGGGCAGGUCAACUAUGAUGAAUUCUGCGUGAUGAUGUCUGGGAAAUAAUAAAAAGUAAGAGAGUUUGUCAAGAUGAUGCAGUCGAAGUAGUCAGGGGGGACAACUACAGCCGUCCAAUCAUUUUGUACAGUACCGCACCACACAACACACACAGUGCCUGAACAUCCAGAUGCUUCAACAUUUGUCAGGAGUUGAAAUAAUAUAAUGUAUGAGUAUGUUAUCUCGCUGACUUGACAUUCAUUAUAAUACUGUGGGUUUAUGUUAUUAUCAAAAAUUGUGUUACUCCAUUGAAUCAAAAUGAAAUAUAGUGUGUGUGUUUUUCAAUUUCAUUUUACAUUUGUUAUUUAUGACAUUGUUUAUAUUUUUCUAUUUUAAUAAAAUACUUAAUAAUU
Molecule: messenger RNA, 919 nt
Organism: Mya arenaria
Lineage: Eukaryota; Metazoa; Mollusca; Bivalvia; Myida; Myidae
Product: calmodulin
Exons: 7
Coding region: 126-575 (149 amino acids)
Molecular function (GO): enzyme regulator activity; calcium ion binding
Source: RefSeq, a predicted model, not a curated record